Messenger RNA from Lactuca virosa, 1529 nucleotides. The record is from the annotation of a GenBank genome assembly. NCBI's taxonomy places the organism in Eukaryota, Viridiplantae, Streptophyta, Magnoliopsida, Asterales, Asteraceae.
UCUCAUCGCACAGAUUGGUUCUGAAACAAAAACCUAGCCUUACACCGGCGAUUCCCCACCCCUGUUCCUGCACACUUCCGCCGACCCACCGUUCCAGACCUCCGGUUGUUGCUGUUGCUGUCGCUGUCGCUCACCACCACCGACCUCCUCAUACCGCCACCGUCCCUGCCUCCGGCUGUCAUUAUCGCACACCACCGCCGACGCUCCGUCGCACCACAAUUGUCGCUGCACCAUACUACCACCGUUGCUGCCCCACACCACCAUCAACGACACCCCAGGUAUGUAUGUAUGUCGAUUUCAGUUUGCUCACAUUUCACAAAUUUUUCCCCUAGAGAAUCAAUUUCAGUUUCUGUGAUUUCAAUUGUGCUUUCCAUACUUGUAACCUGUCGAUUUCUGUGAUUUCGGUUUCUUCUCCCCCUUAUCAAUAUAUUAAACGUCUUGUGAUUGUCAACCUUUUGGCCAUGAUUUGAACCAUUUUGAACCCCCACAAUAUAUUAGAUUUCUCAAGACUCGCUUGUUGCUUAGAAUCAUCCAGUAAAGUAGGAGGAGGAGUUCCAUCAAACACCUGUUUGGUCUCCAUGUUUAUGCUUGGAUCAGAAAUCGGCCUUACUAGUUACUACUGGUGGUGAGAUGGAGAAUUCCAUUUAAUGGCUUAUCGAGCUUGUACCAGAACUUCAUCAAUGGCUCAUCAAUUAUGCAUUCCGGAGGAGAUGCAUCUCCGAAAUAACACAUUACACCGUUUGCACGAAUGGAGAACUCUUUUGGAAUGAAUUCGUUCAUUGCAGGAGUUGCAGGAGACAUACGGGUGGUAGCAUUGGAUUUGAGGAGCACCGUCUUAAAUUGAAACAGUUGACGGGUGAAGACCCCUCAUUCAUUGAUCUUUAUUAUAAGACACAUCUUACCGCCGAAUCAAAGAAAAUAUAUUUUGGGGGAGAUAAAGAGGCGCCAGUGGAUUUUGUGAAUGAGACAUCUAGGGUGGCGAUCAUAAGAAUCAUAUAACAAAGCCCUAUCUAAAAAAUAUGGUGAUGAUCCGACUCAACAUAAUGUGAAUGAUCCUGAAUUGUGGACCCAAACAUAAUUGCUUAGGAAAGGCGGGAAACAAAAAGGUCCUAUCUAUGGGGCAGGAUACUCGGAUCUUCACUUUUUGAUGACGGGUGCAUAUUCUUAUGAGUCAACUUCAGCUUCUGCUGACUUUGCAAAGUCACAACAGGAGGUAAAUGAGUUGCGACAACAAAUGUCAAACAUGCAACAAGCCAUGGAUGAAAAGCAAAGUGAAAUGAAUUUGCAAAUGCAACAAAUGCGAAAUGAAAUGGAAUGGCAAGUGCAACGACAAUUGGCGGCCUUUAUGAAACAAAUCAAUCCGUCCGGUAAUCCACCAAGUAGUUCUUAGUUUUUGUUUUAGAACACUAAAUUAAUGUUAUGUUAUUGACUAGUUCUUAGCUUUUGUAAUGGUAUUGUAAUGGUAUUUUGAGUAUUUGAAUGUAUGAAUGGUAUGUUAGUGACUAUUUUAAUGCUAAUGAAUGUAAUGG